CCAGUCAGAUAGACAGAGGCUACAUUCAGAAACACUGUACAGCCAGGUGAAAUACAAACAUCUGUGAGAAGGAGAAGUGAUGGAUAUCCUGGAAACAGACGCUUAUGAUCGAAAACAGCGCAGGAACACGUGCUGCGUUCAGUUUUUUUGGCUUUUCCCUUUCUUCGCCUUCGCAGCAGUCUAUUUCUACCUGUGGAUCCCAGACUCUGCACCCUCUCUUCUGGCUGCAGGUGUGAAGUCGGCUCCUGUGCUCUCAUUGGCUGCUGUAGUGCUGAGUUACAAUGGGGGAAGGAGUCUGCUAGGAGUAGCUGGAGGGCUGGUAUUGUCUGCAGGAGGAGACACCUGUCUCAUCUGGCCAGAACUUUUUCUUCAUGGAAUGGCUUGUUUUGCUGUGGCCCACCUGUUAUACUCUCUCUCCUUCUUUUCCUCAAAAUAUUCAUCUCACUCCUCUUCUUAUGGACUUUACUUCCUUUACAUUCUGCUGUGGGCAGUAGGGGGUGGAGUUUAUGUUUACCUGCUUCCCUUCCUCCAGAAGACACCAGACCCCAAUACCUUUGUCCCUGCUGUUGGGGGUUACGCAUUUCUUAUAGUUCUGAUGGCCACUCUAGCAGCACGUACGCGACAUUCUCUGGUCUUGCUGGGUGGCCUGGUCUUCAUGGUGUCUGACUUUACCCUUGCACUGCAGACAUUUAAGGUGAUUGAACAUCUGGAUCAUGGAAGGCACAUCGUCAUGUGUACAUACUACAUGGCACAGCUGCUGAUUGCUGUUGGUGACAUCAAGGCAACUCAGGCUGAAGCUGCCGAUGAGUUCCGCAAAUGGAAGAGAUCAUAGGGCAGACAAGAAGAUUUAAGCAUAUCGGACUAACACAGAUUUUACACAGAUGUUUGAGGAUGUUUUAAUCUUCCUGUCAUGAUAUAAGAGAAAUUAUGUAACCAAUAUGUUUGUGUGAUGCAGGUCAUAGUAUUAGCACAGUCUGUACUGUUUAAAUGUGUCUAUCAGGUUUACCUGGUUGUAGCUCCUUGCACAAACGUUGCUUACAGAUGCCGUUUACAUUUAAAAUAGGAAGACGUCUAGGGUAAUAUUAGAUAAACUUAAAUGUUUACUGUCAUAACAUCAGAAAUCUGUGUCAUUAUAAUUUAUUACAAUAACCUAAAGCACUGAAACAAAAAUAAUAAAAUAUAAGGAAUUCUA
This is a messenger RNA of Trichomycterus rosablanca, 1192 nucleotides long. RefSeq names its product transmembrane protein 86B (gene tmem86b). The coding region runs from base 80 to 832 and encodes 250 amino acids. The transcript is spliced from 3 exons. Gene Ontology annotation, molecular function: hydrolase activity. Gene Ontology annotation, cellular component: membrane. The record is from RefSeq and is a predicted model, not a curated record. Lineage: Eukaryota; Metazoa; Chordata; Actinopteri; Siluriformes; Trichomycteridae.